UCAUACAAUAAAAAUUCUUACAAAAUCAAAAUUUGAGUUCUAUUCAUUUCCUUCACUCUCUAGCUUUUUUCUUUCAUUGUUCUAUUUCUUGCGUCCCUUUUUAUUUUUAGCGUAGUUUCUUUUUUUCUUCAUGUUCACAAGUGCAUAUGGCUUCCUUAAUCAACAAGUUACCAUCUUGAAAUUGAAGUCUCUCUCUCUCUCUCUCUCUCUCUCUCUCUCUCUCUCUCUCCCCCACAAACACCAUGGCUAUACCAAGUUCUUGGUCCAAAUAUACUUUGUUCAUGAACACCUCUUUCCUUUUGGUGAUUUCUAUUUUCAUGAUUGUUGACUUUAACACACCAAAAGAUGUUGUUAUGGUUGUGAUGAACAACAAAAACUACUCUACCUUUGAUGAUGGAAGUGAUGAACAAGGUUGCAAUAGAUUAGACAACCUAGAUAACUACAAAGCCAAAUGUUUGUACCUUAAAUCCAACAAUUCAUGUGUCUCUCAAGGCUACAUUGAUUACCUUUACAUUUUCUAUUGCAAAUUUGGAAAAUUCCCUUUAUUAGGUUAUACCUUUUUGUUUCUUUGUCUCUUAAUUUUGUUUUAUUUGUUGGCAAAUACAACUUCCUAUUAUUUUUGUCCUUCACUUGAAAAAUUGUCUAAAUUGUUGAAUUUGUCACCAACAAUUUCUGGUGUCACUCUUCUUUCUCUUGGCAAUGGUGCUUGUGAUGUUUUCUCUAGUCUUGUCUCUUUUCAAGAAAGUGGGACCCGCAAUAUUGGUUUGAACACAGUCAUUGGAGGUGUUUCUUUUGUGUCAUGUGUUGUUGUUGGGAUAGUUAGUAUUUCAAUUCAUCAAAGAAGUGUUCAUGUUAUAAAGUAUGCUUUUGUAAGAGAUGUUUGUUUUCUACUUUUUGUUCUUCUUUCCUUGCUUUGUGUUUUGAUCAUUGGUGAGAUCAACUUUUUUGGAGCAAUAGGUUUUUGUUUUAUGUAUGUUGUUUAUGUAAUUUUUGUUUAUGUCUCUUCUACCAAAUGGAAAGAUGAUGAAAAGGGUGAUUAUAGUGUUUCAAGUUAUGGAAAUGAAUUGAAUUUGAAUUUGCCUCUUGUGAGUGGUGUGAAGAAUGAGUCCAUUGAUUGUGUUGAAAAUGGUAUUCAAGAAUGUGAUUUGAAUAUAGAAAAAAAAUGUUGCUUCAUGAGAUCUUCAAUAUGUAGAAUUUCACUUUGUGUUCUUGAAAUGCCACUUUACUUGCCAAGGAGAUUAACAAUUCCUAUUAUUUGUGAAGAGAAAUGGUCAAAACUAUAUGCAAUUUCUUCAAUGAUAUUAGCACCAAUUCUCUUAUCUUUCCUAUGGAACACUCAUAAGGGAUAUAGUAUUUCAAGCACAAACCUUAUUGUUUAUGGAAUUGGAUUUUUAAUUGGGAUUAUUUUUGGUGUAAUAGCAUUUUUCACAACAGAAAUGUUAGUGCCACCUAAAAGGUAUUUAUUUCCUUGGCUUGUAGGAGGGUUUAUAAUGAGUGUGACAUGGAGUUACAUUAUAGCUGAAGAGUUGGUUGGUUUGUUGGUUUCAAUUGGUUUCAUUUGUAGAAUUAGUCCUUCAAUUUUAGGGUUAACGGUUCUAGCUUGGGGUAACUCAAUUGGUGAUUUGAUGACAAAUUUAACAAUGGCUUUAUAUGGUGGACAAGAAGGGGUUCAAAUAGCAAUUUCAGGUUGCUAUGCCGGUCCUAUCUUUAAUACUCUUGUUGGAUUAGGAUUUUCUCUUGUAAGUUCUACUUGGUUAGAAUAUCCACAACCUAUUGUGAUUCCUAAAGAUCCAUAUCUUUGGGAGACAUUGGUGUUUUUGGUGUUUGGAUUGGUUUUUGCACUUUUGGUUUUGUUAAAAAAAGAUAUGAAACUUGAUGGAGUAUUAGGCGGAGGACUUUUAGUUGUUUACUUCAUUUCUCUGUUUUUGAGGUUGAUUCAAACACAAGGGUCUCUCCAAUUUUAUGAUAUGUUGUAAGGUUUAGCCUAUGUUUGGUAUCACGACGAGUAUGUUAGAAUUACGGUGAUCUAUCGUGAUUUUUUCAAAAACUAUACUUUGUAGCUUAUGUAAAAUUACAAUAGAUCGUCGUGAUUCUGGCAUACCCACCGUGAUACCAAACACACACUUAGAUUCUUAGUAGUUAUAAGAUAUAACAUAUUUUAAAUUUGUCAUUACUAUUAGCAAAAGGCAUUUUUUUUCUUUGGAACUAGAUUUGUAACAAAGAUAGAUAGGUGUAACUUUGCUAGUUGUAUAUUUUCAAUUGCUCUUUUGUACCUAGCUUUCAUGUACAUUUAUACCAUACCACUGAAUUAUGAUUGUAAAAUUGGUUUGAA
Messenger RNA from Medicago truncatula (barrel medic), 2332 nucleotides. Its product is annotated as cation/calcium exchanger 2. Gene Ontology annotation, molecular function: monoatomic cation transmembrane transporter activity. NCBI's taxonomy places the organism in Eukaryota, Viridiplantae, Streptophyta, Magnoliopsida, Fabales, Fabaceae. Gene Ontology annotation, cellular component: membrane. Gene Ontology annotation, biological process: transmembrane transport; monoatomic cation transport. Bases 243 to 1976 code for a protein of 577 amino acids. The transcript has a single exon. The record is from RefSeq and is a predicted model, not a curated record.